CAUCAUUCUAACAAAAAUUUAGCUUCAUAUUUUUGAAAAUGUAUAUAAUUUUUUUUUGUUAAAUCAGUUUCCAUUUUAUUAUAAAAAACGGGCAGAGAUCAAGGCGACCACCUGCCAACUGAUACAACGAGAGGAACUCCCUAACACGACCCUCACCCACAACUGGUGUUCUCCACUCCUCAACUACAGCUUAUAUUACCGCGUGCUAGUGUAAUAACCCUAAACAUUGACAAUCACUACUUAACGUCAACGAAGAAGAAACAACAAACUUCAUAUAGUCUAGUGGUAAUACCUUUAGGUUUGAAUAUGGAAGUCUCGUUUCAAAUCUCCCAUAUAGUACCUAACUUUGUAACCACACACAAAAAAAAAAAAGUAAAAACCUAUAUCACCCUUAUCAACAAAUCAGAAGAGGAUUUUAACAAUAGAAAACAAUUUUAAUACAAAAUAUCCUGUUACUAACUUAUCCGAAAUAACCUCGGAUUUCACAAUCCUUACAUUUUUCAUCUUGGUGAUUUCAAAAUCCAAAUUCAUUGUCACUGCUAUUCAUAUAUAUAUAUAUAUAUAUUUUUACACAGUUUUUUUUUUGACAAAUUUUUUUUUUUUACACAGUUGGAAGGCCCCAUGUGAAAGGGACACGUGGAGCCACACGCGUCGCCCUUUCUCUCCCCCGUACGUUUCUACCUUUCUUGUUUUUGGUCCUUCUUCCUUGUCGAUGAUAAACGUCCAAGUCACAACUUACAACACACACUCUGACACACAAAUUCACAGCCAGCUCCUUUUGGCCUUCUCUUCUCUCUAUAACCUUCGCCUUUUUACUUCUUCCCUCGGUUUCUUUCUUCCACCAGGGCCUCCUCAUCCACCUCUUCAGGCUCCCUCACCGCCCACGCAAUCAACCAACAACACAGGUUCGUCCUUCCUCCUUCCUCUCACUGAUCUAAUCACCAUGUGCUUCGAAUGCUUCACCAGUUGUACUCCUGUCUUUGCUGCCUUUUUCUUGAUCAUUCUCGAGGUGCAACAAAAAAAAAGGGUUCCGCUUUCGACGAUGGGUCACUUGAGUUUUCUGGCCCUCUUAAUCUCAUUGCUUUUGCUGAAAUGGGUUGUGCUCUAUCUGGUCGAAUUCCUUCAACGAUUGGGAAAUAGGCCCAUCUCUGUUUUUCCUAAACAUUUUUGUCCUCUGGCGUCGAAGUCUCUUUUGUUUGUGUUUAUGUGAUUUACAAUAGAGCUCUCAUCCUUGAUUGUGGUUUAGAUUGUCUCGUGUGUCGUCUAUCUUGUCCGUUUCUUCUGAAAUGGUCUAUUGAUUCCCCUUUUCUCUCUCUCUCUCUGUGUCAAUUUGACAGAAACGAGGGGGUUUCUAACUAUUGCUUCUGUUCUGUUGUUUGGGGCCAGUUUCAAGUUUUAAACCAUGGUGAGAAGUGAAGAAUUGAACCAGUGUUUCGAGAAGCUGAUGAUGGCAGGCGGUGGAAUCGACAUCAGUAAGAAGAUGGGGGGAGUGGCCAUCACUGAGUGGAAGGACAUUCCAAUGGAGCUUCUCUUGAGGAUUGUGUCUCUUGUUGAUGAUCAUCGCACGAUCAUAAUGGCCUCCGAAGUUUGUAGCGGCUGGAGGGAGGCUAUUUGUUUAGGCCUUACUCAUUUAUGUCUCUCUUGGUGUAAGAACAGUAUGAACAACCUGGUUAUAUCUCUUGCUCCUAAGUUGAGGAAUCUGCAGAGCUUAGUGCUACGCCAAGAUAAGCCGCAGCUGGAAGAUAUUGCGGUAGAGACGAUCGCUAGACACUGCCAUGACUUGCAAGACUUGGACCUUAGCAAGAGCUUUAAGCUAACUGAUCGCUCUCUGUAUGCCCUGGCUCAUGGUUGCCCCGACCUGGUCAAACUCAAUAUCAGCGGGUGUACAUCGUUUAGCGACGAUGGUAUCGAGUACCUCACUGGAUUCUGCCGUAAGCUGAAGACUCUGAAUCUUUGUGGCUGUGUAGGAGCAGCAACUGAUCUUGCCUUGCAGGCUAUUGGACGCAAUUGCAAUCAACUGCAAUCGUUGAAUCUUGGGUGGUGUGAGAACGUGGGGGACAUUGGGGUGAUGAGUUUGGCAUAUGGAUGUCCAGAACUCCGAACACUGAACUUGUGUGGCUGUGUGUCGAUAACAGACGACAGUGUGAUUGCACUGGCGUACAGGUGCCCGCACCUCACAUCCCUCGGCCUGUACUACUGCCGAAACAUCACCGAUCGAGCAAUGUACUCUCUGGUUCAUAGCCGGGUGAAGAAGAACAAGCCGUCUACAUCCAUGUGGGAGAGCAUAAAAGCCAGGAAAGGCGAAGAAGGGUUGAAGAGCCUGAACAUCAGCCAAUGCACGGCGCUGACACCUUCAGCUGUUCAAGCACUGUGUGAUUGCUUCCCAGCUCUUCACACUUGCUCAGGGAGGCAUUCUCUCGUCAUGAGUGGUUGUCUGAACUUGACUUCAGUGCAUUGUGCUUGUGCUGUGGAAGCCCACCGCACUCUGACGUAUGUCCCUCAUCACCAUGCUCAUUGAAGCUCAGACAAGUUCAGGGAAGUGUGCUUUCUCAGCACAUGGAGAGCGAAGCCGUGGUGUAAGUUUAUGUAUUUGCUUGUGGGACAAACCAAGUCCGCGUAGCUGCAGAUUUGCAAGGGUUUGUUGUUGUAUAAUGCUGUGAUGUUAAGAAUUUAAAGGACUUUGCUAUCGACUAUUUGAUUCUGGUUUUUAAAGAACCCUUCUUUGUGAAUGCCGAUGGUUAAUAAGAGUUGUGGGUUCAUGGCUCGGUACUACAUUUCCGAAACUCAAAAGAAACCUUACAAUCACGC
Linum trigynum is the source of this 2808-nucleotide messenger RNA. The record is from the annotation of a GenBank genome assembly. Lineage: Eukaryota; Viridiplantae; Streptophyta; Magnoliopsida; Malpighiales; Linaceae.